Gastrolobium bilobum is the source of this 1753-nucleotide messenger RNA. RefSeq lists its product as uncharacterized. Gene Ontology annotation, molecular function: protein binding. Bases 39 to 1508 code for a protein of 489 amino acids. Lineage: Eukaryota; Viridiplantae; Streptophyta; Magnoliopsida; Fabales; Fabaceae. The transcript is spliced from 10 exons. The record is from RefSeq and is a predicted model, not a curated record.
CGAAUUGGAUCAGUGAGGUUAAGGGGACAGAGGAGCCAAUGGCUCGCCUGAGCUCCGAGCAGGUAUUGAAGGACAACAAUGCUGGCGGCGAUCCAAGCUCCGUUAUCAGUCUUCAGCUCACUCACAAAGCUCUUUCUGAUGUAUCAUGCUUGGCCAACUUCAAAGCCUUGGAAAAGCUUGACCUCAAGCUCAACAAUCUCACUUCACUUGAGGGGUUGAGAUCAUGUGUUAAUUUGAAGUGGCUAUCUGUUGUAGAAAACAAAUUAGAAAGCUUAGAAGGAAUUCAAGGACUUACUAAGCUCACAGUGCUAAAUGCAGGCAAAAAUAAGCUUAAAUCUAUGGAUCCGGUCAGGUCACUUGUUAGCAUCCGAGCACUGAUUUUGAAUGAGAAUGAAAUUGUCUCCAUUUGUAAACUUGAUCAGAUGAAAGACUUGAACACUCUUGUUCUAUCCAAAAACCCUAUCUGUAAAAUUGGUGAGGCUCUGAUGAAGGUGAAACGUAUAACAAAGCUUUCCCUCUCUUAUUGUCAGCUUGAGGGUAUUGACACUUCACUGAAGUCUUGUGUUGAAUUGAGAGAGCUCCGCCUUGCUCACAAUGAGAUUAAGUCUCUCCCAGAUGAAUUAAUGCAUAAUUCAAAGCUCCGGAAUUUAGAUUUGGGGAAUAAUGUGAUCACAAGGUGGUCAGAACUAAAGGUGCUCGAAUCACUCACAAAUCUGAUAAAUCUCAACCUACAAGGAAAUCCCAUUGCCGCAAUUGAUAAAAUUACAAGAAAGAUUAAGAAAGCACUGCCGAAACUACAGAUAUUCAAUGCUAGACCAGUAGAUAGCGAUACCAAGAAUGAGAAAGGCGACAUGGUUGAUGGCGUUCAUGAUUUUUCAGUAGAUCAUGCGGGUCAAAAUUUGAGAGAUAACACCAAGGAAAAGAAGAGUGGAAGAUUUCAUCCAAAAGGUGAAAAUGAGGAUGAUCAUCUUGAAGCUGUUGAUGAUCUUGACUUGGGGAGAAAAUCAAGUAAGAAAAGGAAGAAAACUGUUGAUGUAUCCAAGAAGGAAGUUGGGGUCCUUGAUGAGGAAAAUACAGGUCAUAACAAGGGUAGGGAAGAUAGAAAGGAAGACAGUCUAACAGUUACUGUUGAUCCUAACAUGGAGAAUAAAUCAACUAAGAAAAAGCAAAGAAAGGAUAACAAGCCCUUGGACAAGGGGUUGGCUCUUGAGGAGAAUGUUACUAGGAUUGAGAAGAAACAAAAGAAUGAGGAACAAAGUGAACUUCAUGUUAUCGAUGAUGCAGAAGCUUCAUUUGCAGAGUUUUUUGAAGGCAAGGAUGCAGAAAAAAUGAACCAUGGUGGUGAAAAGAAAGUACGGGACAAAGUGGCUAAGGAUGUGAAAUUGGUGGGUAGCAAUGUAACCUCAUUGGUCAAGAGUAAGAAUUCUAAAAUGCAGAACAUAGAGGCUCUAAGAUCUUCAGUAGAAGAAAUUGGAAUGGGAGGACCAUCAACAUGGGGUGAUGAGUGAUAAUAUCUGGAGAUAUGGUGAUGCUUCAAGCCUUUGACUAUGAGGAGUUGAGGACUAGUUUUGAGUCUCAGACAUUAUGUUUUAUGCCCCCCCUUUUCCCUUUUUAUGUGACUAAUGUGAAAUGCAGUUAGUUAAGUGUUAUGUUACUUUUUCUUUUCUUUUUUGGAUACUUGUAAUGUUACUUUUCAGAGGGGGCUCCUUGUUUAAUUUGCUUGUAGCAUUCAAAGAUAGAUUUUCAUCCCUGC